AUGUCGCUGCUGGAGGACAUGAUCCUGGAGAACAUCAGCUGGGCUGCUGAGGGAGCCCAGGGCAACGAAUCCUCUGAACACACAUUUUUCUCUCUGGAUUAUCAGCAUGUUCAAGUCCCCUUUGAAAUCACGCUCUGGAUCAUGCUUGCAUCCUUGGCCAAAAUAGGGUUUCAUCUCUAUAACAAGCUACCUUCUGUCGUUCCCGAAAGCUGUUUAUUGAUAUUCGUAGGACUCAUCAUGGGAGGAAUCAUCUACGGUUUAAACGACAAGUCACCACCUGUUAUGGACAGUGACAUCUUUUUCCUUUACCUGCUGCCACCCAUCGUCCUUGACGCGGGGUACUUCAUGCCCAGCCGCCCCUUUUUUGAGAACAUCGGCACUAUCCUCCUCUACGCGGUGGUGGGGACGAUAUGGAACGUGUUUGGGAUCGGCUUUUCCCUCUAUGGGAUCUGCCAGGUGAAAGCUUUUCACCUGCAGGACGUGUCGUUGCUCCACAACCUCCUGUUUGGCAGUCUGAUCGCCGCCGUGGAUCCCGUGGCCGUGUUAGCAGUCUUUGAAGAGAUACACGUCAACGAAAAGCUCCACAUUUUGGUCUUUGGUGAAUCGCUCCUGAAUGACGCGGUGACGGUG
Molecule: messenger RNA, 630 nt
Organism: Antrostomus carolinensis (chuck-will's-widow)
Lineage: Eukaryota; Metazoa; Chordata; Aves; Caprimulgiformes; Caprimulgidae
Product: sodium/hydrogen exchanger 2
Exons: 2
Biological process (GO): regulation of intracellular pH; sodium ion import across plasma membrane; proton transmembrane transport
Cellular component (GO): plasma membrane
Molecular function (GO): potassium:proton antiporter activity; sodium:proton antiporter activity
Source: RefSeq, a predicted model, not a curated record